AGCCCCGCUGGUCUCUCCUUCGGGCGCCCCCAGGCCCCACGCCGGAGACCCCAGCAGUGGUCACCCGGCGCCGCGCUUGGCUCACAGUGGGCGCUCUGUGCACGUGUGCUGACCGAGUGCAGGUGUCGUUGGCACCAAAGCAGGCAGCCCUAGGCAGCUGGGCGCCGUGCAGCUUGGGUCUCUGGGUACCUGUUGGAUGUGUCUCGACUGAGGUCCUACAGUUCUUCGGAGAACCAUGUCGUUAGACUUUGGUAGUAUGGCACUACAGACACAAAAUGAAGAUGAAGAAUAUGACAAAGAGGACUAUGAAAGGGAGAAAGAGUUGCAGCAAUUACUCACGGACCUUCCCCAUGACAUGCUGGAUGAUGACCUCUCCUCGCCUGAGCUCCACUACUCGGACUGCAGUGAGGAUGGCACGGAGCGACAACCCCAUCAUUCGGAGCAGUUGGAGGCGAACUGGAACGAGCAUCAAGUGCUGCCCAAAUCUCAAAGUGUAAAUGGUUUAUAUGAAAAUAGAAGCAAAACUGAAGACGGACAUCUUGAGUACCAUCCUGAAGAAGGCGGAGAUGAAGGUGGAAGUGGGUACAGUCCUCCAAGUAAAUAUGAACAGGCUGAGUUAUAUGGCCUUCCUGAGAACUUCAGGCCAUACACCAGCGGUCGGAAGCAGGAAUUCAAUAGCCAACCAAGCAAUGUCAUUACAUUUUCAGAUCCUCAGAGGAACCAUUUUCAGCAUCUUGGUUCAUCACAGAGUCCCAGUUGUCCAGCUUUGGAAUCAUACAAAGUGACAUAUAAACCUUUUCAGUCUUCUGCUCAGAAUAAUGGCUCACCAGCCCAGGAGGUGGCACGAAGUGACACAUUUGAAGGCCUGCAACAACAGUUUUUAGAAGUUAAUGAAAGGGAUUCUGCAGAAAAUAUGCAGAUUAUUCAACUUCAGGUUCUUAACAAAGCCAAAGAGAGACAACUAGACAACUUAGUUGAAAAGUUAAAUGAAAGUGAACGUCAGAUUCGGUAUCUGAAUCACCAGCUUCUCAUGAUCAAAGAUGAAAAGGAUGGAUUGAGCCUCAGCCUUCGAGAAUCACAGAAACUCUUUCAGAAUGGAAAAGAAAGAGAAGUACAGCUCGAAGCACAGAUAAAAACGCUGGAGACCCAAAUAGAAGCCUUAAAAGUCAAUGAAGAAAAGAUAAUCAAGAAGUCCAGAACAACUGAGAUGGCUCUGGAAAGCUUGAAGCAGCAGCUGGUCGACCUUCAUCAUUCCGAAUCACUGCAACGAGCUAGAGAGCAGCAUGAGAACAUCGUCAUGGGCCUCACCAAGAAGUAUGAAGAACAAGUGUUGUCCUUGCAGAAGAAUUUGGAUGCUACAGUUACCGCACUUAAGGAACAGGAAGAUAUUUCCUGUCAUUUGAAAGAUCAUGUGAAACAACUGGAAAGGAUUCAAGAAGAAAUCAAAUUAGAAAAGACUGAGAUCAUUAACAGGUUGACAAGAAGUCUAGAGGAGAGUCAAAACCAGUGUGCCCACUUGUUGCAAUCAGGCUCAAUGCAGGAGGUGGCCCAGCUGCAGAUCCAACUGCAGCAAGCACAGAAGGCAUAUGCUAUGAGCGAGAGCAUGAACAAGGCUUUGCAGGAAGAAUUAACAGCGCUAAAAGAAGAAAUUUCUCUCUAUGAAUCUGCUGCAAAACUAGGAAUACUUCCAACUGAUUCAGAAGGAAAGUUAAAUAUAGAACUCAGUGAAUCAUAUGUGGAUUUGGGUAUUAAAAAAAACAAGCAGAAGAAAUCCAAAGUUCACAGCAUGGUUCAGCAAGAAGACUCAAAUGAAGAACUUCUGAAGGAUGAGGUCAUCCUAAAGUUGAAGGCAGAAGUGCAGCGUUUGCUGGAUAGCAACUCAGUGAAGCGUCAUCUGGUGUCUCAAUUACAGAAUGACCUCAGAGGCUGUCAUCAGAAAAUCGAAGAACUCCAACAACUGAAGGAUGAGAAAAGCAAUGGAGUGGAGAAUAAAACUUCGGAAAAACCAACAAAUCAGUUAUGGCCUGACCCUUCUACAUUUGAUAUGAUUGUCAGAGAUGACAUUUUGCAGCUUAAAAAUGAAAUUCAAGUUUUACAACAACAAAACCAGGAACUUAAGGAAACUGAGGAAAAAUUGAGAAAUACAAAUCAAGAUUUAUGUAAUCAAAUGAGACAGAUGGUACAGGAUUUUGACCGUGAUAAACAAGAAGCUGUAGACAGGUGUGAGAGGACUUACCAGCAGCACCAUGAAGCCAUGAAAGCCCAGAUCCGGGAAAGCCUCUUGGCAAAGCAUGCUUUGGAGAAGCAGCAACUCUUUGAGGUUUAUGAAGGGACUCACUCACAACUUAGGUCUGACUUAGAUAAGAUCCAUAAGGAGAUGGCUGCUGUGCAGGAAUGUUACCUAGAAGUGUGCAGAGAGAAGGAUAAUCUAGAAUUGACUCUCAGGAAGACCAUUGAGAAGGAGCAGCAGGCCCAGGAGAAGAAGAGACAGCUAUUGGAGGAAAGAGAAGAAUAUGUAAGCAAACUGCAAUUGAAACUUGAAGAAAAGUAUCAAGAUGCUCUUAUGGUGGAAAAGAAAAAAUGGCUGAAAGAACAAGAAACUGAUAUUAAGCAGCAGGUUGAAAAUGAAGUGGUAUUAGCCAAAACACACUGGGAUAAGGAACAGAAAGAGAUCAAACAAAAACUCAUCCAACAACUUGAAAAGGAGUGGCAGUCUAAGCUGGAUCAAACUAUAAAGGCACUGAAAAAGAGGACCUCCGAUUGUGGCAGCCAAACCGACCAAGUAACCACCCUUGAUGUUAUUUCCAAGAAAGAGAUGGCAGUCAUGAUAGAAGAGCAGAAGCGAAAGAUCCAGCAAGAUUUAGAACAGGAGAAGGAAGUAGCUAUCAAGGGGGGUCUGAAGAAGCUCGAAAUCGAAUUGGAACUCAAAUACUGUGAAAAUAUUGCCAAACAGGUAGAAACAGCAGUACAAAAUGCUCGACAUCGGUGGCUGGAAGAACUGCCUGAGCUUGCGGAAUAUAAAGCGCGCGUCAGAGCAGAGCAAAAGAAGUGGGAAGAGCAGCAAGCAAUCUCUGUGGCCAAACAGAUAUCACUUGCUGUUUGCGAAGCUAAAGAGAAAUGGAAAAGUGAGCUUGAAAAUAUGAAGAAAAAUGUCAUGCCUGGAAAGGAACUGGAAGAAAAGAUUCAUUCUCUUCAGAAGGAACUGGAGUUAAAGAACGAGGAAGUCCCGGUGGUUGUCAGGGCUGAGCUGGCGAAGGCCCGGAAUGAAUGGAAUAAAGAAAAGCAAGAAGAAAUUCAGAGAAUUCAAGAACAAAAUGAGCAGGAUUACCGACAGUUUUUAGAUGAUCAUCGAAAUAAAAUUGGUGAGGUGCUUGCAGCAGCUAAAGAAGACUUUGUGAAACAAAAGACUGAACUGCUUCUUCAGAAGGAGACUGAAUUACAAGCAUGUCUAGACCAGAGUCGUAGAGAAUGGACCGUGCAGGAGGCCAGGCGGAUAGAGCUGGAAAUCUCUCAGUAUGAGGAGGACAUCCUCACCAUGCUGGGAUUUCUCUUAAGGGAUACUCAGAAGGAGUGUGUCAGUGGGUCAGAGGACUCACAGCUUAUGGAAAUAAUGUCCAUUUGUUCUUCAAAAUGGGUGUCCGUGCAAUAUUUCGAAAAACUAAAGGCCUGCAUCCAGAGAGCAUUUCAAGAUACACUCUCCCUACUUAUUGAAAAUGUCAGCCUGGAAUGGGAAAAGGCAAGUAUGGCUAAGAUCUCUGCGGAUCCUGCCACCCAGGGCAUUGGCAGAGGAGACCUGGGAGCAACAGCAGCCCUUCCCGCGUCUACUUCUGGACACCGUGCUCAGCCACUGGCCUGGCAAGAAACAGCAGCAGAAGCUGAUAAGAAAAAGAUCCUUGAAAUUAAGAAUUUAUGCUGUGGACCCUGCUUUCAAGAACUUGAAAAGGCAAAGCAGGAAUGUCAAGAUCUGAAAAGAAAACUGGAGAAAUGCUGUAGGCAUCUUCAGCACUUAGAGAGGAAGCACAAAGCUGUAGUGGAAAAAAUUGGAGAAGAGAAUAACAAAGUUGUUGAAGAAUUAAUAGAAGAAAACAGUGACAUGAAGAAUAAAUUGCAAGAAAUGCAAGCACUUUGUAAAACACCACCAAGGUCUUUGUCAGAAGGGGCCAUUGAAAAUCCUUGCCUGCCAUGCCACGGGGAAGCCUUAGAGGAACUUCGUGGGCAGUACAUAAAAGCUGUAAAAAAAAUUAAACGUGACAUGCUUCGUUACAUUCAAGAGAGUAAGGAAAGAGCUGCAGAAAUGGUAAAAGCAGAGGUAUUGCGAGAACGCCAAGAUACUGCCCGAAAGAUGCGCAAUUAUUAUUUGACUUGCCUCCAACAGAUUUUGCAGGAUAAUGGAAAAGAAGAAGGGGCUGAAAAAAAGAUUAUGAAUGCUGCUAGCAAACUUGCUACAAUGGCAAAAUUGCUGGAAACGCCUAUUUCUAAUAAAUCCCAGAGCAGACUUACACAGUCAGUAGCCCUGCCCCUGGCUUCGGAGACACUAAUCGGAGUUGAAAAAUCAAAAAGAAAUGAAGUGCUUCAGAAUACAGCACGUUACAUUGAAAGCAGAUCAAACAGCGUCAAAAGUAUCCCCAAAAGUAUGUGUGAGCAAGUUCCUAAGAGGAGGGCUGCUUGUAACUUACGACGGCGGUUAGAGGACCCGGAGCACGGGGACACAAAACAUGUGGGUUCCAAAGGGUCCCUUUCGGACUUUCAGUUUGGAGAUGGUAGUGGCAAGCACCUAGAUGUUUUGCCCAAGAAUGUUUCUCCUGAGUUUGUUCCGUGCGAAGGUGAAGGAGGCCUUGGUUUGCACAAGAAGAAAGACCUACUCAGUGAUACUGGUUCUGAGUCACUUCCACACUCGGCCACAUACCCCUGCCCUGGAACCUUUGGAAAUAAACCCUCACCUAGAUGUGCCCCUGGUCUUUCUGAAUCAGGAUCCACACACAUCACCUUUCAGGGUGCUAAGGAAAGGCCUCUUUUGAAAGGAUACACACACAAUUCACUAAUGGAAAGUGAAAAUGCUCUGUCCGAGGAAAGCCAAAGCCUGGGUGUUCAGGAAACUCCGGUAAAGGAUGGAGGGGACCCUAGUGACUCCUUAGGCUGCCAUCCCACCAGUGCAGCUCUACCCUGUAGCAGCCCUGAUGUGUCAUUUUUACACGGUAGGCUGCAAAACACCUUGGAUAUACUGGGUGAAUCUGUUCAUUUCAAACAGUUUUCAGCAACCAAUUGUCUUUCAGAUACAGAGAAAAAUAAUAUGGUUUGUCAACCAAUGAAAUGUCAGAGUGAUCAUGUUCCAGACCUGUCAGAAGAAACCAAGUAUUCCCAGCUAGGGAAGAUCAGUGUGACUCUUGGACACCCACCUCAUCCUAAGGCUGAUAACUUAAAGUCAGACUUCCAAACACUGAGCAGGACAGUGCCAACUUCAAUGUGUCGACAGCCUGCAAGGAAGUUAAUUCCUCCCCUGUCUAGCCAACAAGAUAGUGGCUUUGACAGCCCAUUUGUCAAUCUAGAUUAAUCACUGAACAGUCUUUAAGAAGAAUCAUUAACAUAUUGAUCAAAUUACAAGGAAAGACUUCAUACUGAAAAAUUGUGGAUUUCUGCCUAUCUUGAGAUGUUUUAAUAACAUCUAUUAUAUGAGUAAAGCAUUCUCAUAAAACUGUUUGGGAUAUUUAUGUUGCCUUAAUCUUCCAAAGGCCUGAUGGUAUAUGUGUAAUGUGCUUCUGUGUGGUGCUUAUAUUUGGUUGCUAAACCAUAUAUUUUUAUACUUACAAAUUGGCUCACUAUGUAGUGUUAAAUUAUUUAAAUAA
Molecule: messenger RNA, 5843 nt
Organism: Lepus europaeus (European hare)
Lineage: Eukaryota; Metazoa; Chordata; Mammalia; Lagomorpha; Leporidae
Gene: CEP152
Product: centrosomal protein 152
Exons: 28
Coding region: 236-5551 (1771 amino acids)
Biological process (GO): centriole replication
Cellular component (GO): centrosome
Source: RefSeq, a predicted model, not a curated record